Messenger RNA from Thelazia callipaeda (thelaziosis nematode), 1947 nucleotides. The record is from the annotation of a GenBank genome assembly. Lineage: Eukaryota; Metazoa; Nematoda; Chromadorea; Rhabditida; Thelaziidae.
CUGUGUAGAACUGAACAUUAUGUGAGAUUUGUUUUGAAGCUCUCCCACCGACUUUUGACAUGUUUGGAUGAUCAAAAUAGAAAAAGUGCUUUGAAAAUCAAUAAGCAUCCAUCUGUGACCCAUUUGGUCGCUCGACGUGAAUUAGGUCUUCAGCAAAAUCAUUGCAGUUUUGGUAGGAAUGCCUUACGCGCACUUAUUCUGUCAGUAAGUUUUGUUUUUCAUUUCAUUGCGAUGGGUAUGGUGAUUGCACAUAAAGCUCGAAGAGUCUAUAAUGUGGAUAUAAUGGAACCAUUGUGCUCGUUGAAUAUGUUGCAACAAUCAGAAAGAAUUCUUUCAACACUUUGGGUUGAACUUGUUGUAGACUUGCAGGAUGGUGUGUCAAGAAGUUCACCAUACUGGAUACUAAUUUUAACUCAAAGACGCUUAUUGUGUAUUGACCCUCUACAUCAGACUUUAGAAGCUGAGUUUAUACUGCCAUCGGAAUUAUGUAGCUUCAGUUCCUUGAGUCCCAACGAAUUAGGACGAACAUUUUGUUUGAUGGGUCAUGUGAUGCAGUCACAGAGUGGAAGCAAUGAUAGCAGUGGGGCAGAUUCUGUUGUUGGUUUGUUUGAUGUCUACCCAUUGAAAUUCAACGGCCUUUUCCGAGUUAGUAAAGAGGUGUUUGGAAAUGUCACGAACGUGAGCGUGAUAUCUGAUAUGGUCAUUAUCUUCAAAAAGAGGCCUUAUGAGACGGUAUUAUACACUUUAGCUGACUUUCAAAAUCAUACUGAGCAAGGUGUGUAUGGAAGAGCUGUACACAUCGAUAGAAAAAUAAUUUUGCCUCAACCGACUCUUAUUGUUUCAGAACCAGCUAUGUUUGCUAGAAUUUCCGGUAAUUGGUCAACACUGGAGUUCAGUGGUCUACCGUAUCAUUUACUAGGUGUUCCAUAUUCUUCAAAAGGAUCAUAUAUGCUAGUGGACGCUGCAACUAUGGUGCAACCGGCUGCUUUACCAUUUUCACUUCAACCAUCAAAAAACAUAUCUUUGCAAAUUGAAGGAGCCAGUUUAAUGUUUCAUUCGGAUGAGUCUGGACGGAUACUUCGUUUUGAGGGACCUGCACUGGUGGCUUAUAAAAUGCAGCGAGCAGUCAGUGGUGAGAUGGCAUUUGAAGAGGCAUGGCGAACAAAUUUGUGGGUUGAUAAUAAUUCAUUUCGUGAAAGGCGCGUAUGUAUGUCGAACAUGAAGUCAAGUUUUGGUCGUUUAAUCAAGCCAACAGGUGGUUACGAACAAAACUUUCAACUAGUAAUAAAAGGAGUCGACAUCGAUAUUGACAGUCAAAUUAUUGCUGUCAUCACGGAGUGUGAUCUUAAUUCACCAGUUUUUGAUAAUCCAGAUAGAGCAAGUGAACGUCGUCGCAAUGUUCGUAAUAUGUAUUUGGAAGAAGCAAAGUCAUGUGCUGUAAUCUUUUUAUUGGAUGAUAUGACUGGUGUUAUCUUGAAAAUUGCAAUGAUGCAUGAACCAGUUAGAGAAAAUACUAUAUUUCAUUACGAUAUGUCCGGAGUUUUAAUGUGUUUCAAUCAGCGGGGACCUCGGAAAUCUUAUCUAGAAGUUCAACGUUUACAGGAAAUUGGAGUAUUUGACUGGGAAAACGCAAGUUCUGAUCAGGUUUGUAAAAGGGAUUUGGAUAAUGUCCUGGCUGAGCAAUCCAAUUCAGACAAUCAUACAAAUGAGCAAAACCAGCGACGAACACGACUUCAAACUCGAAAUGCUAGGUCUCAAGAAGCAAAUAAUCGGGCAGCAUUAUCACGCUAUGAUGGAUCUCCUAAUAGAAGACUUGGACGAACAAAUGAUGCCAUACCAAGUGGAAGUCAUGAUAUAAUUAUUCGUAACCCACUUGACAGAGGAACUCGAGUCCUUCAUAUGGAAGAUUCAGAUUCUUCUGAUUCUGACUAUUUUCCUAGAGACUAA